Messenger RNA from Linum trigynum, 8916 nucleotides. NCBI's taxonomy places the organism in Eukaryota, Viridiplantae, Streptophyta, Magnoliopsida, Malpighiales, Linaceae. The record is from the annotation of a GenBank genome assembly.
CCUGUUAUUAUUCCUUCUUCACUGACAUUGAAACAGGAAGAGUACUUGCUUGAGGCGCUGCAAUACCACCUACGUCUCACUAAAGGGUCCAACAUGCCAACUAAGAAGGUCAUACCAAAUUUUCGAACACCAGGCCCUGCAGAGGUGACUCAUAUGUUGGAUGGAGGUUAUGCAUUCUAUCAUUGCUCGGGAGGGUAUUCUGGAUACCUUUUCAUACCCAUUGGUUGAAAGCUCCAUGAACGUCAGGCUGAGGACGUUAAACAAGCGCUUCUUGGGAGGCAACCCAAGGUAAGUUUUCUUUUCUUUAUUUUUCUUGUUCGUUGUGUCAAACCGUGCAUGUUUAGAUUAGGAGUUGAACAUUAGGGACAAUGUUCCAUCCUGAGUGUGGGGUGGCGAGUCUUAGUGUUUGUUUGUUCCUUUUGUCAUGUGGUCAGUAAAAAAAAAGAAAUUGUUUGUUCCUUUUGUCAUGUGGUCGGUAAAAAAAAAUUAUUAAUUAAAAAAAAUCCAAAAAAAUUUUUUUGCCAUUAGGUUGAGCACAGCCAAACCGUAUGCAGUUUGCCUGUGCAAAAAGCAGUCUGCCUGUGCAAAGCUAAUGGCUAAAAAACACCUAAAAAUCAGAAAAAUUAAAAACAAAACUUUGUACUCUUGUGGUAGCAUGAUGUAAAUGACUGUGAUGCGUGUGAAAUAAGUUUGUGCUUGAAUGAAAUCAUCGAAAUCACCCCACGAGUGUUGAAUUGCAUAGUUCUUCACAAUGAGCUUGAUGUUUUGACUGACUUGAUGUGCUUUGAAUUAGCAAACUCUUUUAGCAACAUUCUCUUUUGGGAGGAUAGUGUAAUGACUUUUGGUGAAGUAGUUAGGUGGAGAACAUUGACCAUUCGACAUGUUUGGAUACCGUGCUUACUUGCAUCUAUUGUGAGCUUUUGAUUUGGCAACGAGUCUCUCUGUUUUGAUGGUUUUAUGAUGGGGUGAACUGUAUCUUCAUAAAAGAAAACACUACCUGACAAGUAAAAUAUAAGAAAGUUGCCAUAACAAUUAAAGUGUGGGUAAAAAUGUCAAAAUCGUGUGAGGCAAUCACUCAUUGCACAUGGGGAUUAGGAAAGAUUCAAUUGAGAAUCGGUUCGCGACCGUACGAUGUUGCUUAUCAAGUACGAUCCCCAGUUGAGUGAAGUGCCAUUUGAGGAUGCAAUGACCCUCCACACGGACCGAGGAAAAGGAGUUAAAAGAAGCCCUUAUGCGAGUGGCAGAAAUUGCUCUUGCUCGGUCACCGGUAGUAAGAAACAAAUCCCACUUGUACUAAAUACGACCUCUCGGCAAGCAAAAGCAGAAAGAGAGAAAGCCUCUCUUUGUCAUAAAAGGUAGUGAUGUGCUUAAAGUUAAAAUCAUGUUUGCGAAAGGCUUCCCCCAUUAGUUUUUGAGACUCAUGCUUAAUUAAUUGCUUAUGAUUGGUGUGAGUAAGCCAGACUGUCUUCACGAGAUAUGCACCUCACUGAUGUGGUUAGAUUCUCCUAAUAACUGUUGCACCAUAAGUUGUUCAUCCCCCACUACCGACGAUCGAAAUUGAGUGUUGCUAUUUGAGUUUUUGAUGGAUUUGAGUCAGUCAAUGGUAAUGGUUGCAAAGAACUUGAGUGUGGGGUGAAAGGUAUGACCAUUAAAGCACAACUUGUCCGUUGAGAAAGAAACUACUGAUUACAACAAGAGUACAAGGAAAUUUUGUGUUUUGCUUUGAAUGUUGAGUCUCUAAUGUGUCAUUGUUUUGGAUGAUUUUGUGUUUGUGUUGUUUGAGUCGUUGCUUGGGGACAAGCAACAAUUGAGUGUGGGGUUGUGAUAUUCGGCUUUAAUAUAUCGGAUUCUUGGACUUUAUGUGAUUAUUCAUGGUAUGUUUUAGCCAAUUGGUGCUAUUUUAGGGCUCGCUAACCCGGAAAUGGUUGAAAAACCAUUAUUGCCUAGUGCCAUGAGUUUGAUAUGUUACAUGUGGAGAAAGCACGAAAAAGAAGCGAGUGCACAACAAGUAAUUGGGCUCAGGAAAAGAAUUGGACACAAAGGCUGGGGACAGAACAAAAUUCUAUUUGGGCCAGGAAACUUUAUUUUGGUGGCGAUCUCCUUUAGGGCUCGGGGGAGAAAAAGUCUCGGAGCUGAAAAUUAAUUUGGCGGAGGAAAAGGGAAUUCUUGGGAGAAGGCUGGGCGGAAGGCUUGAGGGGAAUUAAUUGCAAGGCAGCUUGUUGGGACGGAGGGAAUUGGAAGAGGACGAGGGGAAUUAUUCUGGGAAAGGACGACUAUUGCUGGGCGCGGAAAAUUCUUUGGAGGCGGCGAUUAUUUUUGGAGUUUGGACGCGAGCAAGGCUUGCGUCGCGAGCAAUCGACAAUCGACAAUCGUCUUCUUCCAAGAUGGUUUGAGCUGAGUUCAACGAGAGCGAUUAGUUGGUUGGAUUCUAUGACUCGAACUAGUUGUAUAUUGUUGAUUUAGAACAUGAUGAUCAAAACCCUAUUGAUUUAUCUCAAUUUCGUCAUGAACUAAACCCCGAUUUCUGGGGGAAAUACCAUAGGAUGUAGCUAUUUCUUGAUUUGAUAGAUUGAUUCAUGAUUCUUUUCUUCCAAUCUCUAUUGCAUGAAAUUACUUAAUGUUUUGUGUUGACUGGCCACCAAUACAAUGAAUCGUAGUUAAUUAGGUUAUUAGCGACAGUGAAACCCUAUUAACCGAACCUAUUUCUUGUGACAUAGUAACUUAUCGAAGCGACAGUGGAUUAAAUAAGGUGCUAUGCGGUCUUAAAUCGGAUAUCGAUCUUCAGGCUAUAUAGUUAAUUCAUUGAGCUACGACAGUAGGAUUUGAAUUGAUUAUCUAGUACGUAGUAAUUCCCGACAGGGAUAGCUAGCACUUUCGUGAUACCCUGGCUGUAGAGAGUUGGAUUAAAUUGAUACCCUGGCUAUAGAGAGUUGGAUUAAAUUGAUUUGAAUUGAGGAUUCAGUACACCCACUUUGCGUAAAAGAAACUUGAAACGAUCGGUUGACAAUCUUUUUUGUGAAAAUGUCUACCGGCUGAAAAUCAGUAGGUAUAUGUUGUAAGGUGAUCAGGCUAGACUUCAUUUUUUCGUGAGUGCUGUGUAGGAUGUGGUACUUGGAAAAACUCCAUCAAGGCUUUCAGCCAUUGAACCUCACAACAUAAUUGUGCAAAAACCCUGCACUAUGCCACUGUGGAGCUUCUAGACAUCGUGCCUUGUUUCUUACUCUUCCAUGUGAUGAGGGAAGAUACCUGUAACCAACCUCCAUGCGUCAGGACAAGUAGCCCAAUCUAAGCAAUUGUACCUUGUAAUUGUCAAAUUCAUAAUCGACUAAAAAUCAUAGACCAUGUUAUGGACAUUCUUUCAAAUACCUCAACACUUUUUAUAGAGCUUUGACAGUGGUUGAAUUAUCUUUAAACUAGGACAAUGUUCUAUCUAGUCUUGUGGUGGUAAGAUACUACAAUUGUCCUAGUAAACGUUUGUAGGUUUCAUGUUCUUCUUGACCCAAAAGAUCUCCAUCCUCGCUUGAUAACAUAGCCUUCAUACUAAGAGGAGUUUUGGAUGGCUUGUUGUUGAGAAAACUUGCAUUGACUAGCAUCUCCAAACAAAACUCCAUGCAAUCAGGAGAUGAUUCGGGCCUAAUUGUACAUGUUUUACCCAUGUUUUCCUUAGGCGUUUGUGACAAUUUGCUCCUAAAAGGGUGGUUUUACGCUAGGUUUCUUGUGUUUUAGCGUGUUUCAGGAUCUAACCGGUGAAACCAGCCCCGGAGUCGAAAGUUGGAAGAAAAGGAGCAAAGAGGAGGAAACAGCAUGUGAUCAAGGUCUGCCAUUGGAGUUCACGGUCUUACAGGACCGUGAACUGGAGCCAAAAUCCAUGAAUCGCGAAGCGUCUAGGGGGAAUCCAGAGGUUACUGACGUCGAGUGAGUUCACGGUCACUAAGACCGUGAACUCUAAGCACAAACCGUGAACCGUGGAUGUGAAGCGGUGCGUUUUGGUCUCAACACUGAGUUCAUAGACGUGUUUCAAUGUUCACGGCCGUGAACUGAAGUCUAAGACCGUGAACUGCUCAACGCGUCCUUAAACUAAGACCGUGAACUGCUCAACGCGUCCUUAAACUAAGACCGUGAACUGCUCAACGCGUCCUUGAACUAAAACCGUGAACUUCUUAACGCGUCCUUGAACUCAGCUCUAAGACCUCGAACUGAGCCUGAUUUGGGUAUAAAAGGAGAGGGGAGCUAAAGGAGAAGAGGAGAGCUGGUUUUUGGAGAAGAAACACUUUCUUUCUCUAGAGUUUCAACCUUAACACCAAAAGGGAGUUCUAGUUAGAGAGAGAGAGAGUGCUAGAGUGAUCAUGGAGCAUCAUUGGAGGCUUGGGUGGAAGAUUCAAGCUUGGAAGGAGAAGAAGAAGAUCUCGAGCUCAAAUUUCUCUCUAGAAACUCACUCUUUUCUCUUGGGUGUUGAAGAUUCCUAACUAAUACUUUGUAAUUACUUGUUUAGAUUGAAUGAUUAAGUGUGGGUUUGCAUCAAUUUGAGUAUUAGAGGUGUUUGCAUGGUGACUGUGCAUGCUCGUGCUUAGCAACCUAAGGGUUGUGCAUAAUUGUGCUUAGCACCCUUAGGUUUGUGCAUGUUGGUGCUAGCAAUCUAAUUAGACACCUUAGCCUAGCUUAGAGAGGAAAAUCCCCCUUCCAAGGGAGACUCAAUCGAGUUGGUUUUCCUUCCGCUUUCUAAGCCACCUAAAAUAGGUUAAGUUAGGGCAACCCUCAAUAUUGAGUUAAGCAAGUCGGUUAAUCGCGAUUAAGUCGUCCGACCUUAGAGUUGAGUGAGGGAGUAAGUCAACUACCGAUUUUCUAAACCGAGAGGGUCGAGUGACACGGCCUUUCAUGCUUACCUCGAUUUGGCAAUUGAGAUUGUAGUCUCUGACCACAUAUUCAUCGCUCUGCGGUUCGCGGUUACGAGUUUGCAUCUAGGUUAGUUGUGAUUAAGCCGCUCAAACUCCAGUUUGAGGGAGAGACCUAGGCAACCACUAGUGACCGAGCAAGAGGAUCGAUCUCGUGACAAAUCGACCUCCAGUGAAUCCAUCCCGUGACAAAUGGAUCACUAGUUGCUCCUCCUAGUGGUUCCCCUAGAUUUGGUGAGUGGAUCGAUCUCGUGACAAAUCAAUCGUUAGUGAAUUGAUUAUGUGACAUAUUGAUCACUAGUUCCUCACCCCCGCGGUUCACAACCAUCUAUGCCACACGACUCCAUUCAAUCCAACGAGUCAUGGUAGCUAGUUAGGGGGAAGCAACUCAUGGGUGAAGCUCCCUUAGUUAGACUUUUCCUUCAUUUACUUUUCUUUGCUUGUCUAGUUUGUUGUUUCAUUAGCUCUAAACCCAAAAGUUGUUUGCUAGAUAACAACCUAAGUGAUUGAAGUAGGGGUACAUGGACCUGCCCGGGUUGACAAUUUAAAUACUUGAUCUAUACUGCACCUGAUUAGCGUUUAAAAACUUGGGCUCUAAUUAGGAUUUAAUUAUGGUGUAGUUUCGUGCGAGUCAAGUUUCUAGCGCCGUUGCCGAGGAACCGCAGUCCAUUAUUUUGAAAGGGUUGCUUAGUGUUACUCUAGCAUUUUCUAUCUUGCCUUUUUGUUUUCGUUUUGUGUUCCGUGUUGUGUUUUGUUUACCCACUCAUUGUCUUGAAGGGUGGUUUGUGUUUUUUUUUUUAAUUUUCUUUUUGUGUUUUUGUUUGUGUAGGUUAUGAAUCAUGGAUCCCAAUGGCUUCUACAAUAGGUGGGGGCAUCCACAACCCCCCGGAUGGGGGUACCUCGGAGCUUCAUGGAGUGAACAAGAAGGGGGAAGCCAAGGAUCCUGGUUCUAUUACCAACUCUCCUUUCAAGAAGAACAACCAUACCAUUGGGGGUAUGAAGAGGCUUCCCCAUAUCAAGAAGGUUUCCCUCCACAACCCGAGGAGAAAACCAAGUUGGAGUUGAUCUUGAAAGCUUUCAUGGGACAAUCAUCGAGACCAUGUGCCACUCCACUACCAGAGCCAAAGAGCAAAUUAGAGCUUAUGGUGGAGCGAUUCGCCCGGGGCAUAGAUGAAGGGUGCUCUAGCAAGGACCUCCCAAUCGCCAACCCUAUCGACUCAACCUUUCUUCAGGAGGCGGAGGAGCUUCGUUGACGCACGGAGAGGCUAGGAGGGCUUAUGGAGCAAGCAUGUGCACAACUUGCUCACAAUCGCCUCCUACCAUUGGAAGAAAGAGAGGAAGUCGAAGAGGCGAGCCAUGAUGAUUUUGGAAGAACGAGCUCCGACAUGGAUUUCAGACCCCUCCCUCCUCCCGGUUUGACACUAGAAGAGAAAGUGGCACGAGCUUGUGAAAGCUAUCGCCUCUCAUUAUUGGAGGAGAAAGAGGAGGUUGAAGGGGCAAGCAAGGACAACCGUGUGGAGCAAGACGAACUCACGCCGGAGAGCUCCUGUGGUGACGAUGAACAAGAAGGUUGCAUUGACGAUUCUCAUCAUCUACCCCUUCCCGAUAGCAACCUUAAAGACCAAGACACGAGUGUGGAGGAGCAAGGGAAUCCCUUCUAUGAGCUUGCAUGGCAUCUUGCCCUCCAAAGCGUGCUUGAAGACAUGAAUGGGAAGGAGGAAGAAGAGGUUGAAGAGGAGGAAGAAAGCAUUGAAGAGGGGGAAGAUAUCGAGUGCUCCCAAGGGGAGGAAAUUGAAAAAGAAGGAAGGGAGGUUGCGGAAGAUGUAGAAGGAGCAAGUGAGGUCCAAGAUGAAGACGAGGUCGUGGUGGAUGAAGCAUCCACAAGUUACAAGUGCUACCAAUGCUUUCCACCCGACCUCGGUGCGCUUUUGGAGAAGGACCCAUUUGCGGCUUUUUGCCAAGCCAAGGCCAAACCAUCGGCGAUCCCUCUUUGUGGAUGCGAUGGUGGUAAAUCGAUGAUGCACUACAUGGUAUGGGGCAAAUAGAAGAAAGAAGAAGGAACGAAGAAGAGGUCUCGUGGGUGGAGCCUCAAAGCCACACGAACGCUCAAUCAUGGACUCGUCCAAUGCUCGUGACUUGAGACAUCACCUCACCAACGAGAACCUCAACUUCAAGGAGGUUCUUGGGUGGACCGAAACUUGAAGAGCAAUCGUCCGGCUCACGACGUUAAAGAAACGCUUGGUGGGAGGCAACCCAACCAUCAACGAUUUGCAUCUCUUUUCCUUUCAAUAAGACGAUCAAUGAAGAGAUUUUGGUGGCGUUUAACUGUCUCCUUGAUCUUCUGGAUCUCACCCGCCCUCCGCUCCCAUGCACAACCAUUCACAACUUAACCGGUAACAUUGUUCUAUCCCCUUCUUUUACGCCAUUGAGGGCAAUGUCGAGCUUAAGUGUGGGGGGGGGGGGGUAGUGUAUUAUGCAUGUGUGUGUGAAUGUUUGGUGUGGUUUUGAAUGCUUGGAGCCUAGUUGUAUGCCCAAAUUUUCAAAAUUUGAGGUCUCCAAGCAUAACAACUUCUACAUUUGCAUGAUCAUAGUGGCAUCUUGUGGUGAUUUGUUUUGAAUCUCGUGGUUAUUAGCAUGGUCUAUGGAUGAUUUUCUUGUGAUGGUGUGCAACCUAUGAUGAUGACUAAGAAUUGUAUUAGGCUUGUGCAUAGGUUCAUUUCUCAUGUGUUUGUGAACCGAUAGAUGUUUUGAAUUGAUUACUUGCUUUUCACAGUUGCCUAUGCAUCGAGUUUAGGGAGUUAGAACGAAUGAUUGAGCACCUAGGUAGCCAUGUGAGACUUGUGUCGUUCGUUUCGUUCUUGUGUGAUAGAUCCCCCUUUACAUGAUGUGUAGCAUUCACGUUGUUGCUAGCGAGGAAGAUGGAGGCAUAGGUUUAGUCCACGACCCAAAUGUUGACCGUCCCGAUCUCAUCAUCCCCUAGUCAACCCUUUUGAGCCGUGUGUCUAAGGGUCGCUCUCGAUUUAGGUAGCUCUCGCUACUUGAGCUUGAUUGAUUUAGAUAGAACGACCCUGCUUGCAUCGUGUCUACACCGUUAUCGAGUCACCCUUGUGUUUGGAAGCUCCAUUCAUACCAUUUAAGCUUAAACGAGAUUCCACAUGAGUGAUUUGUGUAUAGUUUUGCUAAGAGGUGAAGUGAGUGUGGAGGUAGUUUUUCAAAGUGAGCAUUGUUACUUAAGUUCAAAAAUGUGGCAUGUUUAUAGUUCUCUUUAGCCCCCAAAGAAAAGAAAAGAAAAAAAAAGAUCAAUAAGAGGGGAAAAAAAGAAAAGAGAGUGACCACCACAAAUAUAAUAAAUGUUGAACAUGCUCUUAGAAGUGUUGCUUAGCAUGCAAACUUUAGGAACACUUACAUGUUGUUUGCCUACCACAUUCUUGUGCUUGAAAUUGAAUAGCAAAGGUAGCAAGAAAGAUUGUUGUGAAUGGUUUGGUGAUUGGUUGUGGUUUGGAAUCGAGGAAAGUGUGGUUUUUGGCCGAUGCUAGUGGCCAUUGAGUAUAGGAGAGGGCUCUAAUCGAAACCUUAGAACCUUUUGUGGUUUUAGGAUGGAAAUGUGGAACCUUGUGCUAUGUUUGCCACCACCCAAAAAGCCUUUUCCCCAUGUCCUAGACCCUAGCCAGUCACAUGUGUCCAAGACCUCCGGACAAGCUAACAACGACACCCAUCUUGUGAGCACUAACAUUUAGAGGCUAUCAUCAUGGUAAAGGGACGUUAGGAUAGAGCGUGACUAUGCACAUAUUUUGCAUCAAAUGGUUCUGGCCCCACUGGUCGAGAGUGACCGAUUCUUCAUCAUGUUUUAUUCAUUUCUUUUACCCCGGUGAGGACCUAGGUUGCUCGAUCAUUCGUUCCUAUGAUGUGAUCUUCAUGCAUGAGUAACUGUGAUUGGUGAGUCUUCGAGGCAUGUUGUGUGUUGGUUGAUGAAUAAUGUUAGAACUCUUCUUUUGCACAAUCUUAAUACAGUUGAAUGUCGUUU